AAAGUUGGCAGUACUGGCGUCUCUCGAGUUCACACCGCACAAAUAUUUGGAUUCGUGGGUGGUUAAGGUUAUGUUAUAACGUAAAAUGCGUCCCCGAGUCUCAAGCCGAUCUGAGUAGAGACGGUGCUCAAAUCCACAAUGGAAUGAGACAUUGGUUCUGAGAAUGGCAGCCUUAAUGAAGAAACGAGUGCUAGCUGAAUUUAAUCAGAGCCAGGCGAUUGUUAAUGAGCCGCCAACCAAACGGUUGAAGACCCUGCGGCUGUUAUCGACGUCUGGCUCGAAGAACGGUACCGACAGCAGCUCGGCGUUAGCUUACAUCGAGUGCCUGGAGAAAUGCAAGAGCGGAAACGACGCGCUGCAGCUGCUCGUCCGCAUCUCGGACGCGAUAGCGUACAUAGCGCCGGAGGACGUUCCCGUCGCCGUGAAGAAGCUGGCGGAGAGAUUCGCCGUCGAGCGGGAGGUCGCGGUGAGGGCCAAAAUCUUCUGGGUGUUCGCCGAAUUGGGUGAGGUGACGCCCGACACGUUGGAGAAGGCGAAGAUUGUCAACGAGACGGCCGAGCUCCUGAGAAACGAGAAGUCACACCGAGUCAAAAGCCAGGGAUUGGCCACGCUGUUAAAGCUGGGAGAUUACCAAAGGGCACUGGUGUUGAAGAUCGCGCAGGAACAUCUGCCUGACACCUGGCAUGGUGUUCAAACACGGUGUCUCUCUAUUAUCGGACGUUAUCUUACGGCAAACGCUGCCGACGAUACGUUAACAUUAAUCAGCAAUUAUGCCUGCUCUCAAGAUCCACGGGUUCGCGCCCAAGCCUUCGAGACUAUGGCAGAGUUGCAUUCUCACAGAGGUUGCAGGCUGCCCGCGAGUUUCUUCAAGGAAGCCUGCGCAGCUCUCCGCGACGAUUACGAGAUCGUGCGCCGAGCCGUUCUGAAACUCAUUUGGCUUUUGGGCAGGGAAUAUCCAGAGAAUAUUGUUGUUGGAUCUGACGGAGAAGAUGUGCGUAUGGUGGACUGUGCCUUUUCGCAAAUUUGCAGUCUUAUGGGCGAUUUGUCACCUCGCGUGAGAGCCUCGGCGAUGUCCCUUUUGGGAACGAUGAAAAAUGUUUCGCGUCGUCAUAUAGAACAAUCGUUGGAUAAGAAGCAAAAAAUAGUUGAAGCGGACAGACCCGAAGUUGAGGAGAAAAGUGGAUCGUGUGGAGCAUUUAUUCAUGGUUUAGAGGACGAAUUUUUAGAAGUGAGAACAGCGGCGGUUGAAGCACUCUGCAUGCUUUCGUUAGAGCAACCGAGUAUAGCCAGAGUUUCGUUGGACUUCAUGGUGGAUAUGUUCAAUGAUGAAAUUCAGGAUGUCAGAUUAAGAGCCAUCGAGUCUUUAAAGAAAAUGUCAUCGAGCGUGACCCUUCGGGAGGACCAGUUAGAGACGAUUUUAGGCGCGUUGGAAGAUUUCUCGGGAGAGGUGCGAGAAGGCUUGCACGCUAUGCUAGCCUCUAGUCAUCUCGCCACUACAAAUUGUCUCUACAUGUGCGUUAAUCGUUUGCUAGACAACUUAAGUCGAUAUCCUCAGGACAGGGAGAGUAUCAGAAGUUGUUUAGCGGCACUGGGCGCGUCGCAUCCGUACCUAACGUUGCCUCUGGUACCGCAGCUUCUCGGCCGACAUCCUUUCUUCGACACACCCGAGCCAGACGUGGAUGAACCAUCCUAUGCAAGCGUGCUCGUUUUGAUCUUCAACGCCGCGUUACACUGUCCGAGCAUGCACGCCCUGUUUACGGAGCAUGCGUCCAAGCAUUACCACUAUUUGCGCGACACUAUGCCGUAUCUGGUACCGCGAUUGCGGCCAGCGCUUACAAGCGGCUCAGGAAUCAAAAUGGAAGAUAUGGAUAACGAGGAGAACAGGGAUCAACGUGGCCGCGAGUUCCUGGAGAAGAUGGCGGCCGGAAUCGAGAUUGCUAGGCCAGGGGGGAGGGUUCAUACGCAGCUCUUGGAGACCGCAGCCGUUGAUCUUGAUUGCUUGGCGGAGAUGGAUCAUCAUAUGGAAGGUGCAGCGCGUUUCGCCGCCUUGUACAUCCGCUGUCUGCUGCUGUUGAAAUCCGUUCUCAAAGAAUGCUCCGUGUCCUCGACGACGUCUAUCUCGGCGAACCCAGUGCCGAAUACCAAUAACAAUAUUUUCGUUCUUCUUCAGCACACGCAAAAAUUACAACGCUUAUUUAGCGGAUUAGGCGAGAACGAAAUGAUAUUGGCUAAUGAUAUGUGGUUGAAGGCGCUGGCUAUAGAAUUAGUUCGGGUUACCAAGAGUGCGACCGGCAGCGCGUUACCACUGGCUCGGUAUUUUCUGUCGGAAGCCGACGCCUUGCCGCAAGAUACGUCGAGGCUACCGCCGUUCUCCAGGGCUCUGGUUCUACAAAUACCCACUUUGGCGGACGUGAAGCCGGGCUCCCUGACGCGGCUGUUGCUGCCGUUGCUUUUGACGCCGGUAGCACAGGGGGAUGAACGAUUGCCGAGGCCGUCGGCGACGGCGCGCUUCUGCCGCGCGCACAUCGAGGAACCGAGAGGCGAUGCCGAUGCCGCGCUAAAGUUCACGGGUGGCCUUUUGCUCGGCAUCCCUCUGAACGCCAAGAUAUUGAAUCUACGCGAUCCCUCGACUCUGCGAAUAAAGCUGAGGCAUCCGGAUCAACAAGUGCAAUUACUGUUACCGCGGCAGUCGGAUCUGCGUAUGCAGCGGUCCGAUCAGAAAGAUUACAGAUUGAGAACGACAGUCCUUCUGUCGCAUCAAGUGUGGAUGGAACCUUGCAACGUAGAGAUCUCCCUGGCACUGCUAUUGCCCUCGUCCUCGAUCUGCACGCAUCCACCUUUAGAAGAUCCAUGCGUGAUUGAUUUGUGCAAACCUACCAAAGUGUCGAUCGCACCGAAAGCCAUCAAAAGAGGCAUAUGAUUACAUUGUGUAACGAUCAUUUGAUACGUUUGUGUUUCAACAUUUAUAAUUGGAUGUAUCUUUACAAAGCAAGUAUUAAUACUUCACGCAGAGAACUAGUUUGUUAAUAAAAAAAUCUAUACUAAUUUAAAC
Molecule: messenger RNA, 3052 nt
Organism: Vollenhovia emeryi
Lineage: Eukaryota; Metazoa; Arthropoda; Insecta; Hymenoptera; Formicidae
Gene: IntS4
Product: integrator complex subunit 4
Exons: 7
Coding region: 164-2920 (918 amino acids)
Biological process (GO): snRNA processing
Cellular component (GO): integrator complex
Source: RefSeq, a predicted model, not a curated record